AUGAAGAGAAUUAGAGAGGGAGAAGACAACAAGGGCAUAACCGUCAUAGCCGAUUAUUUGAUGCUAUUAUCGGGAUCAGGUCAAGUCGAGCCACGGCCAAAACCGACCUCUACCAACCGCGUGUUCACGUGCAAAACGUGCGAUCGGAAGUUCACGUCAUUCCAAGCGCUCGGAGGCCACCGUGCAAGCCACAAGAAGCCACGGCUAGAGAUGAUUGGUGGGGACCACGUGCUUCAGCCUCCGCCAUCAUCACCGCAAAAACCGAAAACCCACGAGUGUUCGGUUUGCGGGCUCGAGUUCCCGAUAGGUCAGGCGCUCGGGGGACACAUGAGGAGGCACCGAGUCGUGAAGAAGUUGAUGAUGCCGAAUAAUAACACUAGGGUUUUGUGCCUCGAUUUGAACUUGACUCCAUUGGAGAACAAGUUCGUUUUUGGCAACGUUGAUUCGUUUUGCUGGUGA
This is a messenger RNA of Striga asiatica, 459 nucleotides long. NCBI's taxonomy places the organism in Eukaryota, Viridiplantae, Streptophyta, Magnoliopsida, Lamiales, Orobanchaceae. The record is from the annotation of a GenBank genome assembly.